Molecule: messenger RNA, 2193 nt
Organism: Petromyzon marinus (sea lamprey)
Lineage: Eukaryota; Metazoa; Chordata; Hyperoartia; Petromyzontiformes; Petromyzontidae
Gene: DNAJC1
Product: DnaJ heat shock protein family (Hsp40) member C1
Cellular component (GO): endomembrane system
Source: RefSeq, a predicted model, not a curated record
CCACGGGGCCCUGAUUAUAAUUCGUGGGCCCUGAGUGGCCCCAUCGCCUCGGUGAGGAGGCCCACCGAGGUUGCCCGAGUUGGGCCUCUUCGUCCAAAUCCCCCCUCGUCCCCCCCUCGGUGACUGGGCCAUGCGGGCUUCAGGGCCCCUGUGGGGCCCAAAUGGCCAAGGCCUGAUGCUGCUUCUGACUUUUGUGGCCCUGGGCCCAAUGCUGACGUGUGUGGUUGCGUGGGACGCCACGGACAUGGAACUGUUCGAUCUGGUGGAGGAGGUGCAAAGGAAUUUCUACGAUGUCCUUGGCGUUAACCAGGCGGCUCCCCCCAGCGAGAUCCGAAAGGCGUACCACCGUAUGUCCCUUCUCCUCCAUCCUGACAAGAACAAGCAGGACAACGCAGAGACGCUCUUCAGACAGCUCGUGGCCAUUUACGACGUUCUGAAGGAUGAGGACAAGAGAGGGAGAUAUGAUACAGUUCUGCAAAAUGGGCUGCCAGAUUGGAGGGACACAGUCUUCUACAUCCGACGCGUGCGCAGGAUGGGUCUCACGGAGUUUUCAGUCCUCCUCUUCCUCAUCCUUACCGUGGGUCAUUACCUUGUGGCCUGGUCAGUCUACCUGGAGCGACGCUUUGAGCUGCAAGAAGUGUUCACCAAGCGCCGGAAAGAAAAGAAACGGAAGUUUAAUAAAAGCAGUGAAGUGGAGGAAGACAUAAUUGAGACUCUUCCAGAAGAAGUGAGAAGGCUUCUGGUCAAGCCAACACUUUCAGAUCUACUACCGUGCAUUUUUUGCCGGCAGUUCCUCCUGCUGCUGAGGUCUCUGCCUUCUCUCUAUCAGGAUUGUGUGCAUUGCUACCAAAGCUGGAAGAAGCGGAAAUAUGAAGCAGAGGCACCGUGUCAGUCUAAAGAUGGAACAGAAGAGAAAAGACAGCCUAGGCAGCGGCGAUCACGGCUAGAGGCCAUUCCAGAGUUGGGAAGCAAAGAGGGCAUUUUAGGGGGCCUCCGUGCACCCCUACCACUUGACGCACCAGCCUUGGAGGAUCUGGAGAGGCAGUUGGAUGACUGGCUCCAGGAGAAGCCAACUGAGCACAGACACAAGGAUCAGGAGUGGACUGAGGAGGACGGCUCUCGUCUGGCUCGUCUCAUGGUGAAGUUUCCCGGGGGCACCCCGGGGCGCUGGGAGAGAAUUGCCAAUGAGCUUGGCCGCUCCGUUACACAGGUUACAACUAAAGCAAAGCAAGUCAAGGAAUCAAUUACCCAUACAGCAGGCCUCACCAAGCUCAGCACGCUCAAGUCUGUCCCUUUGGCCACCUUAGCCGAAGAGACGGCACCAAAUUACGAGUGUCACACAGAAGCAGACAUGUGGAGGACUGAAGGGAGCAGUGGGAACUCGGAGAAACUGAGCGACGGAGAGCCUGGGGAAGGCGACAGGGAUGAAGGUGGCCUGGAGGCAGCUGGCAAAAGGGACGGUGGAGGCAGGCGGAGACGUCCGAAGGGCGGCAACCCUGCCGAGCGGGCCGCCCCAUCGAGCGAUGGGGCCAUCGCCGAGCGGCAACGCGGGAGGAGGCAGAAGGACUUCCUGGAGGAGGAUGAUGACGCAGAAGAGGAGCGACCUGGGAGGAGUGGGGAGCCAGUGCCUGGAGGGGCUCAGUCCGCAGGUGGCUCUGCAGAGGGUGGUCCAGCCUGGAGCCAGAACCAACAGAAGUUGCUGGAACUUGCACUGCAACAAUUCCCGAGAGGAACUGCGGAGCGAUGGGAGAAGAUCGCAAAAUGUGUGCCAGGAAAAACCAAGGAUGACUGCACAAACCGGUACAAGCUCUUGGCCGAAUUGGUUAAAAAGAGGAAGCAACAGAACUAGACGUCAUGCGUGCUCUCCGGACUUCGUUACCAGUGAAGUGGUGAAGUGGUCGACUGCCUGUUAAGAUUCAUCCUAGCAGCUCUUGCCGUUGGUGGAAGAGUGGGCAAUGUAGUAUUCCAGGGAUACUGCUUUGCGUGUUUUAAUAUCAAAACUAAGUUCAUAGUAAACCGUGAUUUUAUAAGGCGUUUUGUGAUGGUAUAUUUAACAUGCUGAGUUGUGACAUCUGGAGGUCACUUAAAAGUGUUUUCGUGAAAGUUGCUGCAAGUGAGCACACCACCGUGUUAUAUUUCAAGCCCUGGUACACCAAUGUCCUGUGAGAUGAAUAAAUAAUUUUAUGCAGUGCA